UCAUAGACACCAGGCUGAACAUAUUAACUCAAUUUUGGAUUUAGACAAAAUGGAAAUUAUUUCAUCAAAACGAUUCAUUUUGUUGACUUUAGCCACUUCAAGCUUACUGACAUCAAACAUCUUCUGUACAGAUGAAUUAAUGAUGCCCCAUUGUCACAGCAAAGAAAAGGAUGACAAAUAUUCCCAGCCCAGAGGAAUCACAAAAGGGGAAAAGGAACGAAGUGUCAGUUUUCAGGAACUAAAAGAUUGGGGGGCAAAGAACGUUAUUAAGAUGAGCCCAGCCCCUGCCAACAAAGUGCCCCACUCAGCAGCCAACCUGCCCCUGAGAUUUGGGAGGACCCUGGAGGAGGAAAGAAGCCCCAGGGCAUGGUCCAACAUGGAGGCAAUGAUCUUGAGCCGUGUUCCCAGCCUGCCACAAAGGUUUGGGAGAACAACAGCCAGAAGCAUCCCCAAGACCCCGAGUCAUCUGCUACAGAGAUCCUUGCAUUCGCUGGCCACCAGUGAGCUGCUCUACGCCAUGACUUGCCAGCAUCAAGAAAUCCAGAGUCCUGGUGGGAAACAACCACGGAGACAAGCAUUCGUGGAAUCAGAUGAUGAAGAAGGGAAACACGAAAAAUAGGAAACCUGGAACCCGCCCUUCAAGAUGCUGCGAAGCUGUGACCUGUAGUCUAAGCAGCUCUGUGUUGUUGGCAAGGAAGAGCAUCAAUUUUUCCCGUCAGUAUAGGUUAUGUUGAUGGUUAUUAACUAAGUCGAGAGUAUUUGUAAUGUGAAGUCGAAGUAACUUUCAUCAGAA
Mesocricetus auratus (golden hamster) is the source of this 793-nucleotide messenger RNA. RefSeq names its product neuropeptide VF precursor (gene Npvf). NCBI's taxonomy places the organism in Eukaryota, Metazoa, Chordata, Mammalia, Rodentia, Cricetidae. Gene Ontology annotation, biological process: neuropeptide signaling pathway; negative regulation of gonadotropin secretion. The transcript is spliced from 3 exons. Gene Ontology annotation, molecular function: signaling receptor binding. The record is from RefSeq and is a predicted model, not a curated record. The coding region runs from base 50 to 619 and encodes 189 amino acids.